Messenger RNA from Lipotes vexillifer (Yangtze River dolphin), 2757 nucleotides. RefSeq names its product membrane integral NOTCH2 associated receptor 1 (gene MINAR1). Gene Ontology annotation, cellular component: plasma membrane. Gene Ontology annotation, biological process: negative regulation of TOR signaling; negative regulation of cell population proliferation. Bases 1 to 2757 code for a protein of 918 amino acids. Lineage: Eukaryota; Metazoa; Chordata; Mammalia; Artiodactyla; Lipotidae. The transcript is spliced from 3 exons. The record is from RefSeq and is a predicted model, not a curated record.
AUGGAGACCAAUCAGGAAACUUCCCUGUUCUUGGUGAAGAUCUUGGAGGAACUGGACAGCAAGCAAAACACCGUUUCCUACCAGGACCUGUGCAAAUCCCUGUGCACCCGCUUUGAUCUGUCCCAGCUCUCCAAGCUGAGAAGCGUGCUUUUCUACACGGCUUGUCUCGAUCCCAAUUUUCCAGCCACGUUAUUCAAAGACAAGAUGAAAUGCACCGUGAACAACCAGCAAUCGAAGAAAAUCAUGGUGGCGGCAGAUAUCGUGACGAUAUUCAACCUCAUUCAGAUGAACGGGGCUAUGGCCAAGGAGAAGCUCCCCAGCGGUCGGCAAAAGAUGUGCAAGAAGGAGGCAGCCUUUGACUUGGGCCGCUCGGACACGGAACUCUGCACCGCGGCCCAGUGUGAGUCCCUCAGCUGCGAGCUGAGUGACCAGCCUUUCAGCCGGGGCUACCCCACCCGCCAGUCUUCCAAGUGCCGCAAGAUGGACUGCAAGGACUGCCCGCAGUUUGUACCUGCCUCCGAGCCCAACUUCCUGCUGGGGGUCAGCAAAGAUGUGAAAAACCGGGCGGCUUCCCUGGACAGGCUGCAGGCUCUGGCCCCCUACUCGGUGGCCAGCCCUCAGCCCUGCGAGAUGCAGAGAACCUAUUUCCCCAUGAACAUCGAGAGCGAGUCCAUGUCCGAUCAGGACUCCCUGCCCCUCACCCAGGGCAUCAAGGAGACUUUCAUUUCUAAUGAGGAGCCCUUCGUGGUCCAGUCCUGCGUCCAGAAAAGGAACAUCUUCAAAGAGGAGUUUCACAACCUGAUGACUGUGUCCCCCGAGUUGGCCAGCCCCGCUAACAAGGCUGAGGGCGAGCACGGGAAACCCCAGGGCCGAAAGGAGUCCCACAAGACACCCUUCCCCAAUCACAGCUUUGAGAUGCCCUACAACAGCCAGUACCUGAAUCCCGAGUACUCCCCUGUUCCUGACAAAAGGCGGGCAAAGCACGAAAGCUUAGAUGACCUUCAAGCCUCCACGUAUUUUGGACCCACUCCAGUGAUGGGGACCCAGGAGGCCAGGCGCUGUCCCGGGAGGCUGGGCAAACAGACCCCCUGGCCGGCCAAAAGCUGGAGCCUAAACACUGAAGAACUUCCUGACUUUGAACGGUCCUUUUUCAAUAGAAAUCCCUCCGAGGAGAAGCUCCGCUAUUCAAAUCCCAGCAACCAGACCCCCAACUUCCCAACCCCAGACAGGCGCCCAGCUUACCUCAUGCCACAGGAGCAGCAGCCAAUUCUCCCCGUCGGCUACGUGGCCAAGCCAAACGGGCUCAAAUCUAAAGAGAUCUCGUCCUCCGUUGACCUGGAGAAGCAUGAACCGGUCAGAAAGUUUAAAGACAAGAGCAUUAGCUGCACCAGCAGGCAGCUCAGCUCAGACACCAGUAGCGUGGGCACCCAGACCGAGCAGCACGUCCUGGAGCCCAAGAAAUGCAAAGACUUGUGUGCCUCUGGGCAGGGCAAGUACAGUGACAGGCACGCCAUGAAGCAGUCAGAUGACGACUCGGAAGUUGUCAGUGAUGACAUCAGUGACAUUUUCCGAUUUCUUGAUGAUAUGAGCAUCAGUGGCUCGACGGGAGUGAUACAGUCAUCCUGCUACAACAGCACAGGAUCUUUGUCUCAGCUUCACAAGUCGGACUGUGACAGUUCACCAGAGCACAACCUAACCAAAAUCGCCAACGGGCUCCCCAGCAGCAAAGGAGAAAAGGGCAACCGAUCUGAAAACAGCCACCACUCGGAAGAGGAGUUGAAGACCAGCGUGUGCAAACUGGUGCUCAGGAUCGGUGAAAUUGAACGGAAGCUCGAGUCGCUGUCGGGUGUCCGCGAGGAGAUCUCCCAGGUCCUGGGCAAGCUCAGUAAGCUGGAUCAGAAGAUACAGCAGCCCGAGAAGGUGAGUGUGCAGAUAGAUCUGAAUUCCUUGACCAGCGAGGCUCCGUCCGAUGAGAGCGCCUCUCCCCGGAUGUUCCGUGCACACAAUGGCUCCCACGGGCCCAAACUGGAGAACUCGGCCGACUGGUGCUCCUCAGACGCCAGCGGAAGCAACAGCGAAAGCUUUCGUGUCAAGGCGUUAAAAAAAAGCCUCUUCACCAGGCCAUCCUCCAGGUCCCUGACAGAGGAGAACAGUGCCACAGAAUCCAAAAUCGCCAGCAUCUCCAAUUCACCGAGGGACUGGCGCACCAUCACUUACACCAACCACCGCGUGGGCGUCGGAGAGGAGGAUGUGAAAGACAGAGGCCCUGGGGAAAGUAAGGACUGGCAUCGAAAAUCUAAAGAGGCAGACAGGCAGUAUGACAUCCCCCCGCAGCACCGACUGCCCAAGCAGCCCAAAGACGGCUUCCUGGUGGAGCAGGUGUUCAGCCCUCACCCCUACCCCGCCUCCCUUAAGGCCCACAUGAAGAACAACCCUCUGUACACAGACAUGCGGCUGACAGAGCUGGCGGAGGUGAAGCGGGGCCAGCCUUCCUGGACCAUCGAGGAGUAUGCUCGCAACGCGGGCGAGAAGGGCAAGCUGACAGCCCUGGACCUGCAGACUCAAGAAUCUUUAAACCCAAACAACUUAGAAUACUGGAUGGAAGAUAUUUAUACUCCAGGCUACGACUCAUUACUGAAAAGGAAAGAAGCCGAGUUCAGACGAGCCAAGGUCUGCAAGAUGGCUGCUCUGAUCGCUGCAGCGACGUGCACAGUCAUCCUGGUCAUCGUCGUGCCCAUCUGCACAAUGAAAUCAUGA